This is a messenger RNA of Myxocyprinus asiaticus (Chinese sucker), 4021 nucleotides long. RefSeq names its product protein phosphatase 4, regulatory subunit 4 (gene ppp4r4). Gene Ontology annotation, molecular function: protein phosphatase regulator activity; protein binding. The record is from RefSeq and is a predicted model, not a curated record. The transcript is spliced from 25 exons. NCBI's taxonomy places the organism in Eukaryota, Metazoa, Chordata, Actinopteri, Cypriniformes, Catostomidae. Bases 804 to 3401 code for a protein of 865 amino acids. Gene Ontology annotation, cellular component: cytosol; protein serine/threonine phosphatase complex.
UGCGUGGUUUGAAUAUUCCUGCUUGUUAGCAUAUCCACACAGGGUUUUAAAAUAUAAAAGACGUACCUUAGUGAAAUGAUCCGCUUACCGUUUUGGGGUAGAUAUACUGUUGAUUAUUCGUAUCGAGAUGAGAAUUAAAUAAACAAAGGUCUUUCUCGAGGGGAGUUGUUUUCGACAGUCCUUUUUUUUUUUAAGUUUGUUGUCGUGUUAUUAGCGAGCUAACGUCAACCGUGGCGGUGAACAGGUACGUGUGGCCAGGUUAAAAUGCAAAUUUAGCUCACAUUAGCUGUUGAUGCAAGUGUGAUCUUACAUUUAACGCCCAUUUUGGAAUAUCUUGAAUAAGGAUCUCUGCUUUAUAUGAAAAAAAAAAAAAAAAAAAAAAAAAAAAACAUAUAUGGGUGGUUUUCCCAGCAUUGUGGAUUUCAUUCUGAUCACCAGCAUGCAUUGACCGCAAGCAACUGCUCUAGUCGGGAAACGCGCAUCAAAUCCAUCUUUUUCUCGGAAAGUUGACAACACUUUAAUCACCGGAAUCCCUCACUAUGUGCUGCGUGUUUUUCAGCCGCCAGCGCACGCGCCUCUCCUGAAAGCGUGUUUAGAAACUGCACAGACAACUGAAUAUCCCUGCCACGCAAAUCAAUUAGUGAAAGAUCAAGCUUUGCAACCAGGGGACGCGUUUGUUGUAGGAGGACCAUCCUGUCUUCAUCAAAGAAAUCCCGUCAGUCAUUCAGAGUCAAGAAGCCGCAAUAAUGACAGUACUUUGACAUUCGCGUCUGACACAUUUACGCAGAAGAAACUUAGGACAGAUGUUUAUCACCAAAAUGACACCGAGUCAGGCCAGUUUGUUUGGACAGAUAGAAGACCUGCAGGACCUUUCUUUCAUCGAGAGACCAAUACGCAGGAGCCUGAAGACUGCAGAAGAGAUUGACAAACUCACAGUGGAUGAAGAUUUGAAUGACAUAGAGCGAGCAGUCUACCUUCUCAGUUCUGGACAGGAUGUCCAACGAGCCAGUGUGAUUAUCAACCUGCCAAACCUGGUGCGUCAGAACCCAGCAGAGACGUUCCGCAGGGUGGUGCCAAAAGUCAGGGAGGUUCUCCAUGUAGCCGGAGCGGAUAUGCAGCUUGCCGCAGCAGGGUCUUUCCUGACCAUCCUCCAAGAUGACAUUGUUCUCAUCCAGACACACACCCACUCAAUCUUGCAGAUAGUUCUUCUAAAUCUCGACCACAGGGACACAGUGGUCAGCAAUGCUUGGUUGGAGACAUUGCUGUCAGCAAUUGAUUCUUUACCAAAGGAAACUAUCAGGCAAGAGAUUCUGAGUCCUAUGGUAUCGAAAGCUCAGCUCACUCAGUCUGUCCCAGCACGUUUGGCCAGCUGUCGCAUCCUUGGGAAGGUAACUGGCAAGUUCGAGUCAUCAAUAGUGAAGAAGGAUCUUCUGCCUUUGGUCAGGUCGUUGUGCCAGGACGUAGAGUAUGAGGUGCGCUCCUGCAUGUGUCGCCAGCUGGAGAACAUCGCCAGGGGAAUUGGAGUGGACCUAACUAAGGUUGAAAUGCUCCCAGAACUGGUUCAGCUGGCCCAAGAUGAAAGCAGUACUGUGAGAUUGGCAGCCUUUGACACCAUCAUCAACCUCUUGGAGAUGUUUGACAGUGAUGACAGAACUUGUGUGAUAUUUCCCUUGGUGAAGGCAUUCUGUGAAAAGUGCUUCAAAGCUGAUGAGGCAGCGCUGACCUCCUUGUCUUGUCAGUAUGGGAAGCUUUGUCAUGGCCUCUCAGACUCUUUCACUGAUGAGCAGCACCUCUGGUUUCUGGAAUUUUAUAAGAAACUGUGCUGUCUGGGUCUGCAGCAUGAAAAUGGCCAUUGUGAGAGCCAGCCCUACCCACUGGAGCUGGAGAACAAAUAUGCUCUGGUACGCAGGAACUGUGCCUACAACUUCCCUGCCAUGGUGUUAUUUGCUGAUCCAGACCACUUCUUGUCUGAAUUAUAUCACACCUUCUCAAGUCUCUGUCAUGACCCUGAGAUUUCAGUACGGAAGACGGCAGCUGAGGGUUUCCAUGAGGUGGUCAAAUUGCUGGGCCCAAAUGUGCAUUACGUACACAAAGAGCUAAUUACUUUGCUGCAGGAUGAUUCAUUAGAGGUACUUGAUGCUCUGUUGAACAAUCUUCAGGAGACUUUGGAGAAGGCCACUUCCAGAGGGGAGGGAGCAGGACCUGAGAGCAAGCAGGUGAAUGUACCAGACUUGGUGCCUGCUCUGGUGGCAGCAGAACAGAAAGCAGCAUCAUCACUGCGCUGGCGGGUUCAUGAGAAACUUCUGCAGUGCUACUCUUGUCUGCCCCGUGUCAUCUCUGGAGACCAGAUCUACUUCCGCUUCCUUCCCAGAAUGUUCAGCAUCAUCACCACCAAUAAUGUUCUGCCAGUCCAACGGGAAGCUGCCAGAACAUUAUGUGUUUUCUUGCGUUAUAACCGCAAACAGGAACAGCGGCAAGAGAUAAUCAGCAAAAUAAUUCAAGAGCUUGCUCAAGGUAGAAGCUAUUGGAACAGGCUGAGGUAUCUGGAUCUGUGUGAGAUCACAAUAGACCUCUUUUCCAAAUCAUAUUUUUGUAAACAUUUCCUUAUUCCAGCACUAGAGUUGGUCAGUGACCCUGUGGCCAAUGUCAGGUACAAGCUAUGUUAUAUGCUGCCCAAACUGAGAUCCACCAUCAGACCGGCAGAAAAACGUCUGCUUCAGCAGCUGGAGUUCUGUUUGCGAAAAUUGUUAUGCUGCGAAAAGGACAAAGAUGUAGUGGCAACUUUGCACAAGAUAGUUCUGGAGGUAGACAAAAUGGACAUUACAGAGCAGUACCAUAAAACACAUGAAAGAGAGCUGUUGGACCAGAAGAAGGAGAAGGAGGAGACUCUUUUACUUGAAAUGGAACGGCUAGAACGACAGCAGAGUGAGGCGAAACUAGCUGGUGAGAAACAUGGUGACAAGAAACGAAGAGACAGCAAGACUGGUCUGUCUGGUAGUAAAGGAAUGUCAGGAUCUACAUUAGGAGCAACAUCAUCCACUUCUACUGGUAAGGAGAUGCGGAGGGCCAAACUAUCUCGAAGUCGUUCCCUAAGCCAUCCCACGACACCCAAGAUGACAAACUCAGAAAAAACAUUAAAAGUGAAGGAUUCAGGAAGUUGCCCUGGAUCAGUAAAGAGCACUAUGCUACCAAUAAAUGACGAUAACCUGCGACCCCACCACUUCAAUGCUGCUUCUUCGAUCUCCUCCACCCCAUCCACCUCCUCCAUGCCUGUUCUGAUCCGCAGCAACACAAGCAGCUCUGUGGAUCACCGGAGUAAUGGGAGUAAAGACACGCAGUCCAGGAAGCUCAGUGUACAACGGAAGUCAAAUUCAUUCGGAAUGCAGUCUGGGAGAGAGUGACUACCACUUUGCCUGGCAGUUUCUGACUUAAAGCAUAUAACUUUCCUUGUAACUGGGCUUGAAGAAGGAGCUCAUGGCCCACUGACAUCCAUUCUGCAGCAGCAUUAUCCCCCCUUUUAUUGUGUCCUGUCUCCUCUAUACCAGAAACAGAAAGGUCUGCAUUGAUCCAUCUCUGCCUUAUUUCACACAAAAAUACACCAAUUGUCAUAAAAUGAAAACAAGAGUUGAGGAGUAAUUAAAUGUAUUUAAUUUACUGCCUCAUUAUUUAGUUUCUUGUAUUAUAGCAUGCUGUGCAAAUUCUCUGUUUUAUAUUUUUGAAGUGGCUAAGAGAAAAAGAAGCACUAUGUAUUUUUAUGAUUGACCGCCUCCUUAAAGAGUUCUGGAACUCUUCAUCCGAUCCUACCAAUGAAACUGUGCCUGGUGUUGCUUAGCACCUGACUUAUUAAUGCCAACAUGUUAGUACCCAAUAAUUUCAAUUCAUGUUGAAUAUGAUGUGCUUGAGUUUCACUUCUCAAUGAGCGAGAAGGCAAACAGAAGCACAAAGAAAGUUACUUGACAAGAUGACAAGACAUGUAACACUAUACUUUGUGAGUUACACACCAAUAAACCUCUUAAAUCAA